Messenger RNA from Anopheles funestus (African malaria mosquito), 2307 nucleotides. RefSeq names its product elongation of very long chain fatty acids protein AAEL008004 (gene sit). The record is from RefSeq and is a predicted model, not a curated record. The transcript is spliced from 8 exons. Lineage: Eukaryota; Metazoa; Arthropoda; Insecta; Diptera; Culicidae. Gene Ontology annotation, biological process: fatty acid elongation, saturated fatty acid; very long-chain fatty acid biosynthetic process; fatty acid elongation, monounsaturated fatty acid. Bases 988 to 1863 code for a protein of 291 amino acids. Gene Ontology annotation, molecular function: fatty acid elongase activity. Gene Ontology annotation, cellular component: endoplasmic reticulum membrane.
AGUAAAGUGAGAACGCAUCGGUAGAAUCCUCGCGAUCGUCAUAAAUCUCGCGACCUGCAGCAUCCCCAAGCGCAUGAUCUUGUGUGUGUGUAUGUGUGUAUUAGCGGAGUAUGAAGGGGGUGUGAAUAACUUUAGUGAACAGCAUUAGUGGCUCCCGAUCGAGCAAAACAGAGAGGGAAAACCCCACCGCCAGCAAAGCGAACGUAUAGACCCAGAGUUGAUCUCUCCCCCUUUUUUCCAGUUUGCCAGUGAAGCUUUUAUAAAGCGCAGUGCCGUUCGGUGCGUUAGAUUUAAUUUAUUGCGUCUCCUCGCUGCGGUCGCGUCGCGCUGCUUUGCAUUUGCGAAACCUUUUUUUUCUUCACAUCAUCAAAUUCUAAUCCGUUCGAUAUUGCAUUACGCGUCCAUUAAAUGCUGCGGCUGCCCGUGCGCUGAGCGGCAGAAAGUGGACAACCAUAAGUGGAAAGUAGAGGCUGUGCAGGAUUCUGUUUUUACUGCAUUACAUACCACCCCAGUGACGAGUCGCCCGCUCAAAACACAGUGACAGUUUGUGCCGGCGGGAGGAAAAACACUUACGCCCUGAAACAAAAACAGCCGCACGAUUUGGAAAAGUGAACCGUUUCGAACCGUUUACCGGUGGAAAUUGUAGUGAAGAAAGCAAAACUGUUUGGAAGUGAUACUAGUGAACCUGGUGUCUGGUUGCUUUUUGCAGUUGUAUGCUGUAUUAAGGCGAUUGCCAACGAGAGGUGACAAUCUAAAUACGGGCGUGUGCCGAAGAUUUUGACACAUUCGGAACAACUGAAACAGCUGUUCGUUGCUUGUGAUACAACCCCGAAAAGACUUCGACAGCCGAUCAAUGUCAAUACUGUCCGCAGACGCUUGCUAAGCUCAACAGUUCACAAUAAAGUGCUAAACAAAACUCACGUAGUCACUAGUGCAGUGUGCUUCUUAUAAGUCUGAAACCUUCCAAAAAAAAAAAUCAAUCCCAAAAUGGCUUCCACAAAUACGACGGCAUCUUCCAACUAUUGGGACUUCAUAUUCACCGAGCUGGCCGAUCCGCGGACAAAUCAUUGGCCGCUGAUAUCGUCACCUGUUCCAGGUUUGACGAUCAUUGCCUGCUACCUGUACUUUGUGCUGAACUUCGGCCCAAAGUAUAUGGCAAAUCGUAAACCUUUCCAGAUGCAAAAGACCCUGGUCGUGUACAACUUUAUUCAAGUGCUAGUCAGCAUAUAUCUGUUCGCUGAGGGUCUGGACGGUGCCUGGCUACGGCACUACAGCUGGAGAUGUCAACCGGUGGACUUUAACGAUAAUCCCGUCGCUAUGAGGGUCGCACGUGGCUGCUACGUCUACUUCCUGGCGAAAAUUUCCGAGCUACUGGAUACAGUGUUCUUCACGUUGCGGAAGAAAGACAACCAGAUCACCUUCUUGCACCUGUACCACCACACCGUAAUGCCAAUGAUCUCCUGGGGCGCUACCAAGUACUACCCCGGAGGACACGGCACAUUCAUCGGUGUGAUCAACUCGUUCGUUCACAUUGUUAUGUACACGUACUACAUGAUGGCUGCGAUGGGACCUCAGUAUCAGAAAUAUCUCUGGUGGAAGAAGUACAUCACCAACCUGCAGAUGGUCCAGUUCGGUAUGGCAUUCGCUCACUCCGCUCAGCUUCUUUGGACCGACUGCGGCUACCCACGCUGGUCCGUCUUCUUCACCCUACCGAACGCGAUCUUCUUCUACAUGCUGUUCAAUGAUUUCUACAAGAAGUCGUACGGUUCGAAGAAAAAGGCCGCUCCAGUCACUGCCACCGAUGUUACCACCAAACCGAUCGAAAACAAUAACUCGCCAAAGGUCGCCAGCAAGGAGCUGUGAGGAAUGUCUCUAGCGGUCCAACGCCACCGAUCAACAACCGUCUUCAGCGUAAACGUAAAUCAACAAACCAAUAGAUAUCGAACGGCGCCAUCGCCACGCGAGGUGUUGCCAGGCCCUAUUCCUACGCCGCAACCACAUCUUGACCACUGUUCCGAUUGAUGGCGGUGCUGCUACUGCUCAUCUAGCACCAGUGGACGGGAGCGUGUUCCAUUUUCUCAACGUACCUUGAAUGUACCAUGAUAGCUAGUGCGUGUACUAGCAGCCCGACAGGAAGAAGUAACUGCGAAGAAGGCCAUCCAGCGGCCAAACGCUCAAUGGGGGAAAGGCCACAUGGGGCGAGUGAUCGAUUCCGAAAUCGUACGGUUAGGUAGCGAUCUAGUGUAAUAUUAGUCUGUAAGAUAAUUUCGUUUUAUAAAGAAAAAUAAAUUAAUGAUACAACUGAAA